Molecule: messenger RNA, 717 nt
Organism: Adineta steineri
Lineage: Eukaryota; Metazoa; Rotifera; Eurotatoria; Adinetida; Adinetidae
Source: the annotation of a GenBank genome assembly
CACACCCACACCCUAGCUAUUUUUAAUUUAACUGUUUCAUUUACUUUAAUAUUUUGCCAUGUUUCUUUAUUUUUCUUUCUCUUUUAUAACUUAUAACAAUAGCUAAUAAUAUCAUAAUUAUAACAACAAUGACAACUUCAUUUAUAACAACAAUAACAACGACAACAUCAAUUUAAUUCCUAGUAUCGUAUUAUCUUUUCGUAAAUUUAAUUUCAUUUAAUUCUAAUAAAUUUCACAAUGUGAUUCCUGAGGAUGUGUUCAGUUCGAACACGGAAGCUCGAAUCCCCUUCUUUUAUUUCUGUCUGAAAUAAUUUUAAUCUAAAAUGAUCUUUGCAGCAAAUGGAAAAUGAUUUAAUAAAGAUUACAACAAUUGAAAUAAAUCCAAAUGAAAUGCACAAUAUUUUAAAACAAAUAUUGGAUAUAUUUAAACAACAUGUUUUAGUAUUUUAUUCAACAGUUAAACGUCUUGAAAAAGUUGAACAAACAACAAAUGAAUUAAUUGAACAAAUGAAAGAUAUUAAUUCGAAACAAAAUAUUACUGAUGGUCUUCUCAUAGCCAAUGAAAUUGCAAGACAUUCAUCAUGGGAGAAAGUCUGUGAUAGACUUGCUGCAGUUGAAGCAGAAAUUGAUGAUAGAGCUUUAGAUGCCUCAGAAAAAGGUUUAACAAUUCCAUAUGAAACUUUAUAUAAAGAUUUAAUUAAUUAUUUACAACCUUGA